Messenger RNA from Postia placenta MAD-698-R-SB12, 276 nucleotides. RefSeq lists its product as hypothetical. The transcript is spliced from 3 exons. Bases 1 to 276 code for a protein of 91 amino acids. The record is from RefSeq and is a predicted model, not a curated record. Lineage: Eukaryota; Fungi; Basidiomycota; Agaricomycetes; Polyporales; Adustoporiaceae.
AUGUCUGCUCAGGCCCGUAGCUUGGAGCUCCAGUCCAUCCGUCGGCCGGGCAGCGUGCCGCGGGACCCGAAUAGCACCGUGUACUCGCGCGAGGUCACAGACGCUCCGGACUCUGGCGCAUCCAGCUACGACCAUGCGGAGGACGCGACGCGGCCGCGCAUUGAGAAAGUCAAGUCCGACCAUCGAUACUUGUUAUUCUCCGAUCUCGAGUCGUCUGCUUGGUCAUCGGACGACUGGUUCACGGAGGACUUCCUCAAUAAACGAGGAACUAGGUGA